UGCAGUUGUGACAGGUGACCAGAAGUAUCUGCGAAAAGGAAGGAAGUGUGCGGUAAUUAUGGAGAGGCCUCCAGUUCAACACGGAGCUGUUUGUGGUCCGUGGGACAUGAAAGACCGCCUAGGAACAGGAGGUUUCGGAAAUGUAUGCUUGUAUCAGAAUCGGGAAACAGGAGAGCUGAAAGCCAUCAAAUCUUGUAGGCUGGAGUUGAGUGUGAAAAACAAAGAAAGAUGGUGUCAAGAAAUUCAGAUAAUGAAGAGGUUAAAUCAUCCAAAUGUUGUGAAAGCUUGUGACGUUCCACCGGAGAUGGACUUCCUUGUUAAUGAUGUCCCUCACCUAGCCAUGGAAUACUGCGCUGGCGGAGAUUUGCGAAAGCUUCUAAACAAACCAGAAAACUGCUGUGGUCUGAAGGAAAGUCAAGUGCUAAAUUUAAUAAGUGAUAUAGGUUCUGGAAUACAGUAUCUGCAUGAGAACAGGAUAAUACACAGAGACCUCAAACCAGAAAACAUAGUGCUGCAAGAAUGUAAUGGAAAGACUGUUCACAAAAUCAUUGACCUGGGAUAUGCCAAAGACUUGGAUCAAGGAAGUCUUUGUACAUCCUUUGUAGGAACGCUACAGUAUCUGGCUCCUGAACUCUUUGAGAACAAACCUUACAGUGUUACUGUUGACUAUUGGAGUUUUGGCACCAUGGCUUUUGAGUGCAUAGCAGGCUUCAGACCAUUUCUACACAACAUGCAGCCGUUCACCUGGCAUGAGAAGAUUAAGAAGAAAGAUCAUAAACACAUAUAUGCUUAUGAAGAGAUGUCUGGAGAAAUUAGAUUCAGCACAAGUCUGCCAGAACCGAACAAUCUUUGCAGCAUAAUUGUAGACAAGAUAGAGACAUGGUUGCAGCUUUUGUUAAACUGGGACCCUGUGCAACGGGGAGGAGGAAUAGACUGUGGUCGUCCAAGAUGUUUCAUGCUGAUGGACCAGAUCUUCAGCUUGAAGAUUGUGCACAUUUUGAAUAUGACAUCUGCCAAGAUUCAUUCUUUUCACUUGCAACCUGAGGAGAGCCUACACACACUGCAAUCUCGUAUCGAGAGAGAGACUGGCAUUAGCACGUGUAAUCAAGAGUUGCUUCUAGAGAUGGGUGUAUCUCUUGAUCCAAGAAAACCAGCAUCCCAAUGUGUUAUAGAUGGAGUGAAAGGAUGGGAUAGCUAUAUGGUGUAUUUGUUUGAUAAAAGCAAAACUGUUUAUGAAGGACCUUUUCAAUCAAGGAGUCUUUCAGAAUGCCUCAAUUACAUAGUACAGGACAGUAAAGUCCAACUCCCCAUUCCUCAACUGCGUAAAGUAUGGGCUGAGGCUGUUCAUUAUGUUUCUGGCUUGAAGGAAGAUUACAGCCGCCUUUUCCAGGGCCAGAGGGCUGCUAUGCUCAGCCUUCUGCGCUUCAAUACUAAUCUCACCAAGAUGAAGAACACCAUGGUGUCUGCUUCACAGCAGCUAGAUGCAAAGUUGCAGUUCUUCAAGCGAAGCAUUGAGAUUGACUUGGAACGGUAUAGUGAUCAAAUGGCCUAUGGAAUCUCUUCAGAGAAAAUGUUGCGAGCAUGGAAGGAAAUGGAAGAUAAAGCGGUUUGCUUUGGUAAGGCUGGAGAGAUUCAUUUCUUAGAUGAGACUAUAAUGGGACUUCAUACAGAGAUAGUAGAACUGCAGAGGAGUCCUUGUGCCCGUAGACAAGGAGAUGUGAUGGAGCACCUAGAACAAAGAGCAAUGGAAUUAUACAAGCAGCUGAAGCCUCGUUCUCCAGAUAAAGCAUAUAGUGACAGCACUGAAAUGGUGAAAAUUCUUGUACAGACAGUGCAAGGACAAGACAGAGUUCUAAAGGAACUAUUUGGUCAUUUAAGCAAGCUUCUAGGUUGCAAGCAGAAAAUCAUUGAUCUGCUUCCUCAGAUUGAGAUGACUGUGAAUAACAUCAAGGAAGCAGACAGUUCGCUCAUGCAAAUGCAAGCCAAGCGACAGAGGGAGAUAUGGCAUUUACUAAAAAUAGCAUGUACUCAGAGCUCCACCCGUUCCUUGGUAACUGCAAGUGGGGAAACACCAAUUACCUCUCGCACAUCAGCCUGGUCUGACCAAAGCUCUCCACAGGCACUUUUCUCCAUGCUAACAUCUAAAGACAAGGGCAGAGAAAUAUUGAGGCAUACUAUUGACAAAAACACAGAUUAUCAGAAACUGCUGAGCAACUUAAUACUGCAGACACAAACAACAAUGGAGCAAACCAGCUUAAUGAGUAUGGAUUUCAGCUGGCUAAACCAAUGAUUUGUGAAACAUUUUUGAAUGGACACAAAGCUUCCAACCAUCUCCACUUUUAUAUAGGUUGCGCUACUGAACUGAAAAACUCUAAGGUGGCAGGGGUAAUAGUAGCCUCCUUGUGACUUGCUAUUGGGAUUUAAUUUUUGAUACUAGAGUCUCCAUAAUUUUCCCAAGACCAAAAAAAUAUUUGUUAUGUAGACUGCAACUCUGUAUUUUCACUGAGGAACGAUAAUGGAUCUUUCCCUCCCUCAUAGCAAUAUCCCUCCCUUUUACAGAAAGGGUAAAAUUAAAAGUUGAAUUUCUCACGUAGAGCUAUCAAUAAAAGAAUAAAUAAA
Xenopus laevis (African clawed frog) is the source of this 2619-nucleotide messenger RNA. It is a transcript of the gene chuk.S, whose product is annotated as component of inhibitor of nuclear factor kappa B kinase complex S homeolog. Gene Ontology annotation, molecular function: protein kinase activity; ATP binding; protein serine/threonine kinase activity. NCBI's taxonomy places the organism in Eukaryota, Metazoa, Chordata, Amphibia, Anura, Pipidae. Gene Ontology annotation, cellular component: nucleus; cytosol; cytoplasm. The record is from RefSeq and is marked provisional. Gene Ontology annotation, biological process: tumor necrosis factor-mediated signaling pathway; signal transduction; positive regulation of transcription by RNA polymerase II.